AAGCGGAAGCCGGCGACGAGGGCUCAGCGCAGCAUGGCGGCGCUCGGCGAGGGCCCGGCGGCGGGCGCGGGGUUCUUCCCACCGCUGAGCGCCGAGGACGAGGAGCAGCUGCCGGCCGAGAUCGAGUCGCUGUGCAUGGCCUGCUACCGCCGAGGCGUGACGCGGCUGCUGCUGACCAGGAUCCCCUUCUUCAGGGAGGUCAUCGUCGGCUCCUUCGCCUGCAGCAGCUGCGGGUGGACCAACUCGGAGAUCCAGUCAGCCGGCCGCAUCCAGGAUCGCGGGGUGCGCUACGCCCUCGCGGUGAAGAGCAGGCAGGAUAUGAAUAGGGGAGUGGUGAAGACUGACAGUGCCACAGCUAGAGUCCCAGAGCUAGACUUUGAAAUCCCUGCUUUUUCCCAGAAGGGAGCUCUUACAACCCUGGAAGGGAUACUUGACAGAGCAAUAGCAGGACUGGAGCAGGAUCAGCCGGACCGCAGAAAAACAGACACUGAAGUGGCAGGAAAGAUUGACAGGUUCAUCUCUAAGCUGAAAGGCCUGAAGGACGUGGAGUCGGCCUUCACCUUUAUUCUCGAUGACCCUUCAGGAAACAGCUUUGUGGAGAACCCCUAUGCCCCGCAGAAGGACGAUGCCCUGGAGGUUACCCACUACAGGAGGACGGCUCAGCAGGCAGCUCUGCUUGGCCUAGAGGCAGAGGGCUCGGAGGAAGACUCGGCUGACUCUGCGGAGGAUCUGAGGAAUGAGGUGCUGCAUUUCAGCACCAACUGUCCGGAAUGCAACGCUCCUGCCGGCACGAACAUGAAGCUGGUGCAGAUUCCCCAUUUCAAAGAAGUCAUCAUCAUGGCUACCAACUGCGACUCCUGUGGGCACAGAACAAAUGAGGUUAAGUCGGGGGGAGCCAUUGAGCCUUUGGGGACCAAGAUAACCCUUCACGUGACGGGCCCUGCAGACAUGACCAGGGACAUUCUGAAGUCUGAAACUUGCAAGGUGCAGAUUCCAGAGCUGGAGUUUGAGUUAGGAAUGGGAGCGCUGGGUGGAAAAUUCACCACUCUAGAAGGGUUGCUGAAGGAUAUCCAGGGUCUGGUGGAGAAGAACCCAUUCACCCUGGGAGAUGGCUCCUGCCCUGACAAAGCAGAAAAACUAUGUGCCUUCGGGAGGAAGCUCCAGCAGAUUGUAGAGGGGCAGAUGAAGGUACAUCUUGUCCUGGAUGAUCCUGCGGGAAACAGUUACCUUCAGAACGUGUAUGCUCCCGAAGAUGACCCGGAGUUGCAUAUGGAGCGAUACGAGCGGCUGUUUGAACAAAACGAAGAGCUGGGCUUGAACGACAUGAGAACGGAGGGCUACGAAGCAGACUCUUCCUCCCAUCGGUAGCCGAGCUGGUGCGCUGGGCACUCUGUGUAGAGAACUGGACUGCUAUGGUUCGAGCUUUUGCCAAUCAUUUUUCUUUGGCGUGAAGUAGCUUGUUGUCAAGAUUGAAUUUGCCCUACACGUAGAUGGCAGGGUAGGCUGACCCAAGUAUUAAAACUGAGGCAUCACUGACCCGAAAGCUGGUUUCAUGUCUGGGAGAAAAGGGCACUGUGCACAGUGAAAAGCAACCCUCUUCCUUCUCCCUGUUGUGGGUGGUGGUCCUGCAGUGUCACUUGGCACUCGCAUGUGAACUAGGCGUGGCACGGUGUAGGAAUGGGAGGACCACCAGCUCCUUGUGGCUGCGAGGCUCUGGGCCUUUGCCUCCCCAGGGCAGUUGUUGUCCUUAUCUUGUUUAUUUCAGAAC
Candoia aspera is the source of this 1768-nucleotide messenger RNA. It is a transcript of the gene ZPR1, whose product is annotated as ZPR1 zinc finger. The transcript has 14 exons. Lineage: Eukaryota; Metazoa; Chordata; Lepidosauria; Squamata; Candoiidae. Bases 34 to 1368 code for a protein of 444 amino acids. The record is from RefSeq and is a predicted model, not a curated record. Gene Ontology annotation, cellular component: cytoplasm; nucleus. Gene Ontology annotation, molecular function: zinc ion binding.